Molecule: messenger RNA, 7490 nt
Organism: Strongylocentrotus purpuratus (purple sea urchin)
Lineage: Eukaryota; Metazoa; Echinodermata; Echinoidea; Camarodonta; Strongylocentrotidae
Product: structural maintenance of chromosomes flexible hinge domain-containing protein 1
Exons: 43
Coding region: 50-6070 (2006 amino acids)
Biological process (GO): chromosome organization; double-strand break repair
Cellular component (GO): chromosome
Molecular function (GO): protein binding; ATP binding
Source: RefSeq, a predicted model, not a curated record
AAGAUCUAGGUACAACAAGGACGAGCGCUACACACUUGCAGAAAACAACAUGGCGGCGACCAUGGCAGGCGAAAGUUCAACGGAGGAGGACUCAACUGUAUACGUUUUCGAUCGUCGCAGGGGCUCUGAUCCAGAGCGGAAAAUCGCUCUUGGAGGUGUCUUCAGCUUUGCUGAUUUCAAGGAUUUAAUCAAGAAAGAGUUUGGAAUCCCAGAUAGUGGAAAGUUUGUCAUCGCAACCACUAACAGGGAUGAGAUCAAUACAGAUGAGACUUAUGAGGAGCUUGUUGAGGAUGGAGACACUCUCUAUCUGCUGGUGCACCUCAAGCAAGCCUUGCUGGCCCCUACCCAGGAGAGGGUGGAGUACCAACCCCACUUUGACACCCUCAUCAGGAGUGGCAUGUAUGAGUACUAUGCCAGCGAGGGACAGAAUCCACUACCUUUUGCAAUUGCAGAACUGAUAGACAACUCACUUGCAGCCACUGUGGAUAAUGUUGGACCCAGAAAUAUAGAAAUCAGAUUGUACCUGGAUGAAACAGGAGAUAAAAGCAUGGUUUGUGUCCUUGACAAUGGCAAGGGCAUGACCACCAGGGAACUCAACAACUGGGCCAUCUAUCGACUCUCUAAAUUCAAUCGCAAGAGAAAGAGACUAAAACAAGAGAACAACAGUGAGGAAGAGAAAGACAUUCCCAGAUCGUUAAACAGUGACAUCUCGUACUUUGGAGUAGGAGGAAAGCAAGCAGUGUUUUUCAUUGGUGAUUCGACCAGGAUGAUCAGUAAACCCAGAGACUCAAAGGAUGUUCAUGAGAUGGCGGUAUCAAAGGAAGAGUUUGAAAGAAGAGAGAAGAACAAAGAAGACAUCUACAAGGGCAUCAUCCACAAUAGGCAGCCUGGCGAGGGCAGUCACAUAUCAGCAGAAGAUGAGAUCCUGCAAAAACUGGUCAAGGAAGAGGAAGGCAAGGAGAACUUCACCCACGUGGUCAUCACCAGUAUCAAGUCACACCACAUCAAGUUCCUCAAAGAAGACUUUAGCAGGUGGAGCAGACAGCUGGCACACAUCUACCACUACUACAUCCAUGGACCACAAGGCAACCAGUCCCACCUAUCCAACUCCAUGUACCGUACGCCAAGCCCCUACAAGAACAUUGACAUCAGCAUCACCACGUACAAGAAGGGCCAUACGCCUCGGCAGCUCAACCUGAGAGACAUUGAAGACGACCACCAAUCCAACUUCAUCAGGUCUGCCAAGGACACGUUUGAAUUCCGUGUCUUGGUUGAAGGAACUGGACUGGUUGAGGGCGUGCUUAGAUAUCAUCCAUUCCUCUUCGACAAGGAGUCGUAUCCAGCCGACUAUGGCUUAGUACUUGAGGAAGUCGAUGACGAGACUGAUUACAACAAAGAUAGACCUGCAAGGGGUAGCAAAGCCGUAUUUGAGUGCUACUGGAAUGGAAGGCUUAUUCCAUAUACACUGGUCCAAGACUUUGACUGGUGUGCCUUGCCUAAGAAACGAGUCAACAUUCCAGCUGAGUGCUACAACAGGGUAUCUGGUGCCCUCUUUGCCAACAGCAAGUUUGAGGUCAGCACAAACAAACUGACCUUCAUUGACUUUGAGAUGAAGCUGAGGGAUAAGAGCGCAGUCUUUCAGAGAGUUGUUGGGGGUCAGCCCCAGAGAGUGAAGAUCGACAAACAGUUCACUGAAUGGCUGCACAAGUGUCACGAGACGCACGACAAACAGGUCUGCUUCAGAGACUACGUGGGUAACAUCACAAGGCCAGAUCUACCCAAGAAACAACAAGGACCCUGGGCUGUGUUCAAGUCUGUGGAAUGGGAUGGGAAGGUGUAUACCACAGGGCAACAGGUUCGAACCUUGCGGACAAGUCCAAUUCUUCAUGGGGCAAUACAACGGUUCUUGUUGUUGGGAGACUUUGAGAAUGAGAUCCAGAAUGGGAUGCUGUUUGCGACGGGAGGAGAGUUCGAAAUUGAGCAGGAGCCUAGAUUGUUGUACAACGAGACGAAGAUCUACCCUCUCAGGAAGCUGGACAGAUUAGCUGAUGAGAGACAGAUAAAGAAGUACAUCGAUGAUGAAGAAGGAAAACUUCCAGGGGUUCUUGUCAUCUCUUGGCCUGAAGCAAACGAGGUCCAUGCGGGAGAGAAACGACCAGCUGGGAAACUAAUAGGUGCAAUCAAAGCUGAGAUCCACAACAGGAAAGGUCAGUCCAUGUCAAGACUUCCUGGAGCUCAGCAUAACUCUAAGAAACUCAUGGUGGAGAUGAAGAUCAUUUGGCAUUCCAAUGGCAGUGACAAGGUGAUAGUAACCCACAUGAGUCAACAUCACAAGACAUGGUCAUUCUGGUUCAAACAGAUGGACAUUGUCAGGAACAUUGGCCCCCAUACCCUGAUCCUGCAGGCAGUACUCGGAGAGGAAGGAGCCACUGACUUCGGAGGACGCUCUCUACCGAGUCAUAAGAUCAAGUUCACAAGUACAGAGGGCCCACCAAGCAAGUUUAGCAUCGUAUUCUUGGAUCCGCCGUUCAGGGUAGAUGUCCCAUUCAACAUCCCUCUUCAGCUACAAGACGAGUUCAAUUAUCCCACCAAGCCAACAUCUAACCUCAAACCAGUACUCGAAGCAAGUGGCCUUGAAAUGAGCUAUGAGAAGGUGGAAAUCAAGGGCACCUCUCUUAUAGUGAAAGGAGUGAAGGCAUCCGGGGACGUUGGGUCGGCUCAAGGAAAGAACUUCAACAUGACUGUGAUGAUACCUGGACUGGAGAUUCCGACUCAACAACUUAAGAUCAGAAUCUUGCCUGGUGAGCCACACAAGAUCGUUGUGCCAACGUUUGAAGAAACUGAUAACCUCUGCAUAGAGAACGGCAAAGCGCUUCCUAUAUCUGUGGAGAUCAGAGAUGGAGCAGGCAACUUCUCCAUGCACCCAAAACUUGUAGUUCAGUGCAAGUUUCUGGGUGCUGCUGGCUUGCCUCUAUACACAGCAGACUGCAGUAACUCAGGGAAGGCUACUCUUACCGGUAACCCUAUCUUCAUCAAGAACAUCUCCAAGAAAUCUCAGAAGAUCACUGCCAGAAUUGAACUUCCGCAUAUGAAAGGAGUCAGCCAUGUGGAGAAAGCCAUCACCGUCAAACCCAGCACCGGCGCCUGUAAGAUCAAUGUAUUCUUCUGCCAACAUCAGUACCUUGAUGACCCAAAGAAAAAACCUGUCAAGAUGAAACCCCAAGAAGAGAUUGAGUGGACGGCCGGAGAGAAUACAUCACAUAUCAGCUUUGCUCUUUUUGAUGAGGGCGACAACCACAUGAAGAUUACCAAGGAGCUGGCAAACAAGUUCAAGUUCAACUGGUUACCCAGCUUUAACCCUUCCACCCUCAUGGAGGGGUACUUGCCCCCUAUCAAGGUCCCCAAUACGGUGGGAGAUUCCAAGUUCUGUCAGCUGAGACUCACCGAUGGAUCGGGCCUGGAGUUUUCCUUCAACAUCAAGCCAAUCCCUGGCAAGGCCACACAGAUCAAGUGUCAAACCAAAAAAAGUGCAAAGGUGAAGCUUGGAGAGAUCUUGGAUGGUGAUAUUGUCGUCCAUGUCACUGAUGCCUAUGGGAACAGUAUAAAGAAGCUCCCUCAUGGUUCACUGAGCAGCCUCAGUGUGGAGGCAGAAGAUCUAGACUCCAAGGUCCUGCAGAAAGCCCUUCUACCUAACGUGGGCUUCGGCCUAAGGAACAUCAAGUUUGACGGUUCAACGGUAGGGGUCAGGGAGGUCGUGGUGACUUACAACGACUUCACGGAUCACAUCAGGUUGGAGGUGCUUGCUGGCCGACCGGCGAAGCUGCUUGUGAUAGGCUGGAUGCCAGAGGAGACACUGAUAGCAUAUGACGGCGCCGAGAUCAGCAAUCCGUUGGGCUUUAAAGUUUGUGAUGAAUCUGGCAAUCAUAUCUCUGAUGCCAACACAACUAUCUCACUGCAAUAUGACAAGACAUUAAAGGUAUCAUCAACUGCACGACUGAUGGCAAGGCCAUUCAGUGAUGGUCAAGUUACCUUUGGGAAGCUUACCUUAUCCGGUCCCUGUGGAAAGUACAUGCUACAUGCAAAGAUGUCCAUUGGAAGGUCAUCCCUAAUGAGUUCUGGACUCGCUGUCCAACUCAGGCCAGAUCCCAAGAAGGCACAACAACUUCAGGUGGACUACAAAAAGGGGAGUGUCUACAUUGCUGGGGAUCCUUUUCCAGAUUUUGACAUCUCUGUAAUUGCUGCUGACGAGAGCACCAUGACCAACAUUCCUCACAAGAAGAUCUCCAUGAGGUUGUGGAAGUCCGCUACCAACGAUCAACACUCUGGUCCGCCGCCACAGAGGGCGCUAAUUACAGACAUGGACAAGCCCAGUGAGGAGGAUAGGGAAGGACAUUUCUACUGCAGAAAACGAAAACUACCCCAAGAGGCACGCAUGCAUUGGAUCAUCUUUCAAGCGUCCCUGGAUGAUCAGAUGCUCUAUUCUGAACCGAUUGGGUUUGACAUCCAGCCUGGUCCACCAGUGAAACUGAUCCCAGAGAUAGCCCCGCCCACACCUACCGUCUCCAAUACACCGCGGGCACAGAGCAGGACUCUCAUCAAAGCUCUCAAGCUACAACUCGUGGAUGAAUUUGGGAAUUUGACCGGCAAAGAUUUGACGGGUAACAUUGAAGUCCAUAUGAAAGGCAACAAUGGAGCUGAGCUGCCAAAACUCCAAGGCAAUAAGAGUAUGAUGCAGUUCCCGCUGGAUAAAGGCAUUGGCUUCAUACAGAACAUCUCAAUUCAAGAGGAUACGCCAGGGCAUGAUGGAAGCGAGUACAAAUUACACUUCACAUUGAAGAGCAAGGGGCCUCAAGUGAAGCCGUACAUCCAGCCAUUUCUGUUUUAUAAUGAUGCCAAGAAGCAGCAGCGGAUGUCUCAGCUGUCAAAGGAGAGAGACACACUCAGUGCUUCUAUCAGGGCAUACAAAUCAAUGUUUGAAGGGAAACAGGAGCUUCUACAGAUGUUCAAAGAAUCUGCUGAGGAAGCUGCUAAGCAUGAGAUCAAGUUACGUGGAGAGUUGAGAAUCUUUGGAGUCCGGGUGGCACAGAUAGCAACGAGAAAAGGAGCGGAAGAAAUGAUGAUAUCUACUCAAAAAACAAUGGAAGAAUCGAGGAACAAACCUAGAAGGAAAUGCGGGAUGCCGCGAUACGAGACACGGGAUGGUGAAAUACUUGGCAAGGUAGCACACCUGGUCGAGAUAGAAGAAGAGAAUGAUGCCUAUGUGUUAUCAUGGCAUAUGGCCUCAGAUAUGGACUGCGUCCUCACCACCACAGUCACUAAAGCUAAGGAAGUCUUUGCAAACACAAGAGGGCGCCAACAGGUUCUACCUAUCGAGUCGAUCUACAAGAAAGGCCUAACUGAGUGGGACAAGCCUCUACCACACAAGAGAGUACCCAUGAAGCAUGGUCAAACCCCAUCAGGCAACCCUGUGUAUGCAAGGCACCUUUUAAAGUUCACAGGUCAUGAAGCAAAUUGUAGGAUAGCCUUCAGUCUCUUGCUACAAGAUACAGUACUCUUAGAUACUCUGGAUGACGCAACAGCAUACAGACAGUCAAUUGUGAAGCACAUCCACUGCCCCACGCUUCUCACCCGCGACGGCAACCGUAUCCGUGGCAACGGAAAGUUUGGAGGAUUUCAGAACCGAUGUCCUUCAGACCUUCGGGGAUGCGUCUUUGGGGAACCUCCUCCCAAACAGUUAGAAUCACUGGAGAAACAGAUGGCAAUCCUGGAGCAGAUCAUACAUGCCAUAAAACGUCGUGAGCAGGCUCAGGUAGAGUAUAAGGUCCAGGAGGCAGCGCUAAGAUCAGGGGAUAUGGUUACCAAGCAACGGGAUUGCCAGGAGGAUGAAGAACAGCUUGCCCUUAUCAACCAGAAACUCAAAUUGGCUGAAGCUUCAAGCACAGAUCAUUCUCCGAUUCCAAUGUCCACCGCAUCUUCCAACUCAAGAGGGCAGUCCACUUCCAGAGGAACGAUGAGACGGUCAGCACCCUCUGUGCCAGAGAGUCCUAGAACGAAACGAAGGAAACCCUAGAACCCCUCCUGCAGCUGUGAUGUGUGCUGCCUACCUUCAAACCACACACCCCCCCCAUAACAUUCCACACUGCCAAUGUAGAUACGUCAAUACCUAAAUGAAGAACAGUAAAUGUCAUUUGUGUGCUGUCAUAUUGUAUAUAAGAUUUGUUAUGGAAACCCAAAUCCUUGUAAGAGUUUUGAACAUACCAUCUGUAUGUUGAUUUGUAUAAGAUAAUAACGUUCUAGCUCCGAGCAGACGCUGUCCUUUAGUGAUCUUUCUAGAUAUCUGCAAAUGCUUGUCAUUCUCCAAGCAAACCCUUGGCAGCCAUCUUGUUCUGAAUGUUGUUCUGAUGUAUGAUGAUGUAUUCAGAAAUGUGGAAAAAUAAAUAGAAUAAUGCCAUUCUUACCUCAUUUUCUUCAUCCAUUCUAUAAACUACAAAUGUAUUUUAAAUGAGAGCCAUUUUUUUCUCUCUCUUUAUCUCUCUUGCUCUCUUUCUUUAUCUUCUUGUUUCUUUGUUUUGUUUUAUUUCUUUGAAAUACAUCUUUUUAAGCAUGAUAGAAUUUGUGUGUGUAUGUGUGAUGUAACUGUAAAUCCCACUUUAUCUGUUUAACCUCCAUGCAUGCUUCUGUUUUAUGUACUUUCACUGAAUGAUGGGGUCAUAGGGAUGAUUUGAUAGUGCCUUAUCUGUGUAUAUAUCAAAGUGAAACAUUUUUAGGAAGUCUACAAUAAUUAGAAAGGAUUAUCUAACAUGGGGAAAGUUACAGUUGUAGAACAAUGAUAAGAUAUGAAUUUAUUGUCAGUUUUAUCAUCCACCAAACAAGUGGACUUUUGAGUAUGACAUAAUAAACAACUAUUUUUUACUUGCAAUAUUGUUCCUAGUAGACACUUACAAUUGAAAAUCUUGUGAAAUUCUAGAAUGAAAAAAAAAAAGGUGUGAAAAAAUCUUACUUUUUCCCUCAUGUACUUUAUCACAACUGCGAUUGCCAGUUUGUGCCAAUUUCCUCUUGGAUUUUUGUGUUAUGUAAACAUUUAUUUGUUGUAAAAAAAAUGUUUGAAAAGAUGUGUAGAUUGUAUGGUAUUACGUAAGUCACAUGUAAAUUAAUGCACAUUGAUUAAUCGGCUUGUGUAUUCAGCGAUGUGAUUGAUAUUAUUACUGUGCACCAACUGCCUCACCAAAGAUAGUGGUUACUUUGUGAUUCAUUGUUAAUGUGACUCUUUAUUUAUUAAGUUUAUUUUAUAUUUCCAGGCAUAGUGAAACAAGAACAAAAUCGUGCAGAGACAAAGGAAGUAAGAAUGACACCGACUAGUGCCUGAUGAUAGCCAAAAAGAAAUUAAUUCCUGUUCAGUAGGUUCUCAUCGAUGGUCGAUGGUUUACAAAGAUAUACAAACCUUUUCUUUAAAAUACAAACAAUCUCAAUUUAUAAAAAAACAUUUAAAA